CAAGGCUCAGUGAACCUAUAGCUCUGUAAACUAACGUAUUCUCUCCGAUAACUUAUACUCGAUGACGAACUUUGUGGAUUUUAAUCAGGUCGAGUCCAAAAUGGAAAAAAGCGUAAUAUCUCAGUUUUUCAAUGGCCGAUCCGUAUUCGUCACUGGAAGUACGGGUCUCAUGGGAAAAGUGCUCGUCUGGAAGUUAUUGUACAGCUGUCCGGGAAUAAAGAAUAUUUUCGUGUUGAUAAGAUCGAAAAGAGGCAAAUCUGCUCUUUUGCGAUACCAAGAAAUCAUAAAAGCGCCGUUGUUUGAUUCCAUUAGGAAAACGAAUAAAUCGCUGUUGUCUAAGCUACAAGUUGUGUGCGGUGAUGUGGGUCUGGAGGGACUGGGAAUCACACAGGAAAUGAAGGAAAGGCUGAUAUCUGAAGUUUCUAUUGUUUUUCACGGAGCUGCUACGUUAAACUUGGACGCAUCACUGACUGAAGCUAUAAACUUGAACACWACUGGAACAUUACGCAUGCUCGAAUUGUGCUCAGACAUGAAAAAUUUAGAGGCUUUCGUACAUUUCUCCACGGCGUUUUGUCACGUAGACUUGGAAACGUUAGACGAGGAAGUGCACAAAUCGACUUUCGAYGUAUACAACAUAAUGAGRUUACCAUCUUGGCUCAACGAAAACUCCAUCAAGAUGGUCACGCCUCACUUGAUAAAUCCACAUCCGAACACUUACACAUUUUCUAAACGCYUGGCCGAAGAUAUUGUCAGAGAUUUUCAUCCCCAGCUUCCGGUCGUCAUCGCAAGGCCUUCAAUAGUGACGCCAGCGCUCAAGGAACCUUUGCCCGGUUGGGUGGACAAUCUGAACGGGCCCACAGGAAUAUUGGCCGCAGGCGGCAAAGGCGUGCUCCGGUCCGUACUUUGCAAUUCGGAAUACACCACCGAAGCCGUGCCGGUGGACUUUGCAAUUAAUGCUGUGAUCGUAAUCGCGUGGAAAACAGCAAUCACCAAACAAAAGACCAACAUUAUUCCCGUGUAUAAUUUGACACAGCACAAUCUGAACCCAAUGACUUGGGGUGCCGUUAUGGCCAAAGGUAGAGAAGAGACUAUGAAAAACCCGUUCGAGCUCAUGUUGUGGUAUCCUACAGGGUCAAUGACGUCAAACCGAUUCAUUCACACUUACAAAGUGAUAUGUUACCAUUGGAUACCGGCCUACCUUAUCGACGGAAUUUUGUUUUUGCUCGGUCAAAAGCGUUUUAUGGUCAGAGUUCAGCAAAAGAUAUCGGAUGGCCUUCGUGUCCUCCAAUAUUUCACGUUGCGUAAUUGGGACUUCACAAAYGACCGACUGUUAGCGCUCCGGAAUAGCUUGUCUGAAGUGGACCGGGAAACGUUCAGCAUAGAUUUCGAGAAAAUGGACAUGGAUGUUUAUUUCAGAAAUUGUAUCCUGGGCGCCCGUCAGUAUUGCCUGAAGGAAGACCCUGCGUCCAUACCCAAGGCCAGGAAAACUCUGAAAGUACUUUACGUGUUGGAUUUGGUGGUGAUAUACCUGAAGUACGCUCUUGUCGCCUGGCUGCUGUACAAGGUGUACAAAAUGGUGUCUGCGRUCGUGUGAAUCUUGACGAUAUAUUUUCGCAUGGUAUAUUAUUAUUAUUAUUACCUUAUAUUACCUGUAUUGUUAUAAUUUUUCGAUUAACGUAUCGUUUCCCGUAUUAUUAUCGUAUUCCUGCAGACAUCCACGAAAGGGUUGUUAAUUUCCUAUUUAUUAUUGGUCAAACGGAUCUAUCGGCCAUUYAAUAUUAUUAUCGUAAUAAUAAUAUAUAGUUCGACGCCCCGACAUUAUCUUUUCGUACCAGGUCCCAAAUUAUUAGAUUUCAAAACAUUUAAGUAAGAAAUGCAACUAUGACUCCCGUUUAAUCACACGACUGUUGACGUUUUUAAACGACAGCGCUCUAGGCGUUURUGCGUGCCGUAGGGGUGAGUUAUURUUAUUAUUAUUAUCUUGUUGUAAUUGACACUUGCCAGAUUUCCAUGUUAGUCGUUGACGAAUUACUUACGAUGAUAUGGUGCAAUCGGCAUCGUCCACACGCCGUUUGAACUAACUUUWAUUAAAAUUUCUUCCUACAGMGUUUGUCUGAUAUAAUAUUAAAUAUCAUCCUUUCAAUAGUYGCUUCACCAACGCCAUAGGAUAUAAUUCAGGCACUAUCAUACUUUUUUAGGCGUGUAUAUAAUAAAGUGUAGUUUUAGACAUAAAUUUGAAUAAUAAAUGUAGAGAUAUCUUAGGCAUUAUAAUUUWUAGGCACACAAAACUCUUCACGGACAAUAUCUUAGCUCAAACCAGUUUUCGUAUUAAAUUUCUCGUUAAGGAGAUAACGUCCUCCAAAAAUAUAUCCAAUGUGCACACGUUUUGUUGCUAAUAUAACUUUAUAAUUUUAAAAUAAAUGUAGUUAAAUGGUGGUUAUUAUAUUGUAGUAUAUUAGAAUAUUAUGUCAUCGAUCAAUCAUUUCGGCAAUAAUGGCAAGUUAUGGAAAGAGUAACGGAUGUUAUGUAAUGGAGUGUUUAAUUAUAUAUAUAAUAUAACAUAGGUACUCUAUUUUACAAAAGAUUUUUUGUUGCUAACUGGCUAUUUGAAAUGUUUUUAAAAUGAGGAAUCAUUUAGAGAUGUAUUUGUUAUCGUUGUUAUUGUUAUAGUUUUCGGUUACUAUAUAAUUAUUAUUA
Messenger RNA from Diuraphis noxia (Russian wheat aphid), 2697 nucleotides. RefSeq names its product putative fatty acyl-CoA reductase CG5065. NCBI's taxonomy places the organism in Eukaryota, Metazoa, Arthropoda, Insecta, Hemiptera, Aphididae. Gene Ontology annotation, molecular function: alcohol-forming very long-chain fatty acyl-CoA reductase (NADP+) activity. Gene Ontology annotation, biological process: long-chain fatty-acyl-CoA metabolic process. The record is from RefSeq and is a predicted model, not a curated record. Gene Ontology annotation, cellular component: peroxisome.